UGUCCCCCUCGCCGCGCCCGCGGCCGCCGCCCCCUCCUCCCCCGGCACACGCGCACGCAGGUGCAGCCCUCGCUCUGCCGGCCACCUGCGCGCGGACGCCCCUCACGCCCCCUAGACCCUGCACCGCCCGACUUCUGGCCGUGCCGGCCGGGAGGGGACGGGUAGGAAGAGGUGGCGGGCGGCCCCAGGCGCGGCGCUGCCUUCGAUGGCCCAACCCCCCUAUUCACCAGCCGCGGCCGUGACUCUGCCCGGUGACGUAGGGAGGCCGAACUUUACGUAACCCGCCCGGCGCCCCACGCGUGCCGGCACAGGGCAUACCUGGGGCCCGGAGGCCCAGGCUUGGGGAAGGGGCUCCAGUCACGGGGUUGCCCAUGGGCUGCAGCCCACCCUCACCGUGCGGCUCUCUUUAACUCAGUUACUGCCAGUGAUAGUGACCCAGUCAGUGUGUGUGGACGCGGCCUGCCUUCUGUCCCAGGCCCCUUGUGACCAAGGGCUUACCCUUGAAAGAAGGCAGUAGGGAGCUUGGGACGGAGCCAGAGGUCAGACGCCUCUGCUCAGGUCGGGGCUGGGGACUCAGAAGGCAGGGUCAGGGCUCAAGCUCGAUUCCCUGUGGGUUGGGGGUCCCCACCAAUUCUGGAAUGAGCCCAAACUGAGACACAGGAGACCUGAGUUCUAGGCCUGGCUCUGCCGUGGCUUGCUGACCUUGGAGAAGCUUGUGCCCUGCUGGAAAGUGGGAUGGCAGUACCCGCUACAUCUAGUAGUUGGGGAGAUCAAGAGAGGUAUGAGACCUGAAGAGGAUGGCAGACUAUGCGGUGCGGUGCACACCGGUCUCCAAGUUGUUUUCAGCCUCCUGUCUCCUCCCAGGAGCUAGGGGUGCUAACCUAUGACGCUGAGGCUCGGCCAGGGACAGUGAUAGACCCACAUCCCCGGAACUAGGUGAUUGCGGUGCAGGAACCAGGUGUGCCUUCGCGGGAUCCAUGCCUUGAGGCCCAGGAGCGUCCCGCCGCCAGCAUGCCGUGGGACGCGCGGCGGCCUGGGGGUGGCGCGGACGGCGGGCCCGAGGGCCCGGGCGCGGCGCGCUCGCGGGCGCAGAAGCAGUGCCGCAAGUCGUCCUUCGCCUUCUACCAGGCGGUGCGCGACCUGCUACCCGUGUGGCUGCUGGAGGACAUGCGGGCCAGUGAGGCCUUCCACUGGGACGAGCGCGGGCGCGCCGCCGCCUACUCGCCUUCUGAGGCACUGCUCUACGCGCUCGUGCACGACCACCAAGCGUACGCGCAUUACCUGCUGGCCACGUUCCCGCGGCGCGCGCUAGCACCGCCCAGCGCCGGCUUCCGCUGCUGCGCGGCUCCCGGGCCGCACGUGGCGCUGGCAGUGCGCUACAACCGCGUGGGCAUUCUGCGCCGCAUCCUGCGCACCUUGCGCGACUUCCCGGCGGAGGAGCGGGCGCGUGUGCUGGACCGGCGUGGCUGCAGCCGCGUGGAAGGCGGUGGCACGUCGCUGCACGUGGCCUGCGAGCUGGCACGCCCCGAGUGUCUCUUUCUGCUGCUGGGCCACGGCGCCUCGCCCGGCCUGCGCGACGGCGGCGGCCUCACGCCUCUCGAGCUGCUGCUGCGCCAGCUGGGCCGCGACGCCGGGGUCACUCCCUCCGCCGCCGGAGCCCCGGCCUCAGCUCCAGGGGAGCCGCGCCAGCGCCGCCUGCUGCUCUUGGAUCUCCUGGCGCUGUACACCCCGGUGGGCGCCGCCGGCUCGGCCCGCCAGGAGCUGCUGGGCGACCGGCCGCGCUGGCAGCGGCUGCUGGGUGAGGACAAGUUCCAGUGGCUGGCGGGCCUGGCGCCGCCCUCGCUCUUCGCGCGCGCCAUGCAGGUGCUGGUCACCGCCAUCUCUCCAGGCCGCUUCCCCGAGGCCCUGGACGAGCUGCCGUUGCCCCCAUUCCUGCAACCGUUGGACCUCACCGGCAAGGGCUAGGCCCGGAGCAUCCUACGCGCUGGAUUUUGGGACAAAACUAUUUUUCAGAGCGUUGUACCCGGCACUUUAUAUAUAUUGAUCUCUGUACAGCA
Rhinopithecus roxellana (golden snub-nosed monkey) is the source of this 2057-nucleotide messenger RNA. It is a transcript of the gene ANKRD9, whose product is annotated as ankyrin repeat domain 9. Lineage: Eukaryota; Metazoa; Chordata; Mammalia; Primates; Cercopithecidae. The transcript is spliced from 3 exons. Bases 1012 to 1965 code for a protein of 317 amino acids. The record is from RefSeq and is a predicted model, not a curated record. Gene Ontology annotation, molecular function: protein binding.